CAGCUCUCCAGGGAGAGAAGGCGGUGGGGAAGGGAGACGUCCUGGAAAUCCGUCCUGCCUCAUUCAGGAGAGCUGCAGGCUCGGGCUGGAGGGAGGGGGGCGUGUGUCUGUAAUCGGCAAGGAGUGGGCUCUGAUUGGUCAAGGGAGGCGAGGUGAAAGGGCGGCCAAGCUGAGGUUGUCGGCGGCGGCGGCGGCGGCGGCAGGAGCAGCAGGAGGAGGAGGCGGCGACGAGGAGAAUGAUGGCGGCAGCGGCCUCUCUGUGCCGGGCGGCGGCUUGGCAGCAGCGGCACUCUGCAGCUCUGGAGCGCUUGCUCGUGGCACCCACGUGUGUUACAAGGCUUUCAAGAUCAAGAUGGUGCCUUAUCUCUUCUCGUGGUUUGCACUCAACUGUGUAUGAUCCAAAUGAAAAGACCUUUGAGAAGCUUCUUAUUGCCAACAGAGGAGAAAUUGCCUGUAGAGUAAUUAAAACAUGCAAGAAGAUGGGUAUAAAAACAGUUGCUAUACACAGCGAUGUCGAUUCCAAUGCGGUUCAUGUGAAAAUGGCGGAUGAAGCAGUCUGUGUUGGCCCAGCUCCCACUAGUAAAAGCUACCUCAACAUGGAUGCUAUCAUGGAAGCCAUUAAAAAAACCCGGGCCCAAGCUGUACAUCCAGGAUAUGGGUUUCUUUCUGAAAAUAAAGAAUUUUCUAGGCGUUUGGAGUCAGAAGGUGUGGCUUUCAUUGGACCAGACAUGCUUGCUAUUCAAGCGAUGGGGGACAAGAUAGAAAGCAAAUUGUUAGCCAAGAAUGCAGAAGUCAAUACAAUACCUGGUUUUGAUGGCGUGGUCAAGGAUGCAGAUGAAGCUGUCAGAAUUGCAAGGGAAAUUGGCUACCCUGUCAUGAUCAAGGCUUCAGCAGGUGGUGGUGGGAAAGGCAUGAGAAUUGCGUGGGAUGAUGAAGAGACCAGGGAUGGUUUUAGAUUUUCAUCUCAAGAAGCUGCUUCAAGUUUUGGCGAUGAUCGAUUGUUAAUAGAAAAGUUUAUUGAUAACCCUCGUCACAUAGAAAUUCAGGUACUGGCUGACAAACAUGACAACGCAUUAUGGCUGAAUGAAAGAGAGUGUUCCAUUCAGAGAAGAAACCAGAAAGUAAUUGAAGAAGCACCAAGCACUUUCUUGGAUCCUGAGACACGCAGAGCAAUGGGAGAACAAGCGGUAGCUCUUGCCAGAGCUGUAAAAUACUCAUCUGCUGGAACUGUGGAAUUCCUUGUGGACUCAAAAAAGAAUUUUUACUUCUUGGAAAUGAAUACUAGACUUCAGGUUGAACAUCCCAUCACAGAAUGCAUUACCGGUCUGGAUCUAGUCCAAGAAAUGAUCCGUGUUGCUAAGGGUUACCCUCUCAGGCACAAACAGGCUGAUAUUCCCAUCAACGGCUGGGCAGUUGAGUGUCGAGUAUAUGCUGAGGAUCCCUACAAAUCUUUUGGCCUGCCAUCUAUUGGUAGAUUGUCUCAGUACAAAGAGCCACUGCAUGUGCCCAAUGUUCGGAUUGACAGUGGAAUACAGCAAGGAAGUGAAAUCAGCAUUUAUUAUGAUCCCAUGAUUUCAAAACUGAUCACCUAUGGAUCCAAUAGAGCUGAAGCUUUGAAAAGAAUGGAAGAGGCUUUGGACAAUUAUGUAAUAAGAGGUGUAGCGCACAAUAUUUCAUUACUGCGGGAAGUGAUAAUCCAUCCACGCUUUGUCCAGGGAGACAUCAGCACUAAAUUUCUUCCUGAUGUGUAUCCUGAUGGCUUUAAAGGACACAAGUUGACGGAUACUGAAAGAAGGGAGCUACUAGUAACAGCAGCGUCUUUGUAUGUGGCUGAGCAACUUAGGUCACAGAGAUUUCAGGGGACUCAAAGGGUUUCUAUUGUUCAACCUGAUGCAAGCAACUGGGAGCUGUCAGUCCAGCUGGGGGAGACAACUCAUUCAAUUACAGUUUCAUAUCAAGGGUCGACAUUCUUGGUGGAAGUUGAUGGAAUAAAACUUAGCGUGGCUGGUGAAUGGAAUUUGGCUGCAGCCCUGAUGUCCGUUACUGUGGAUGAUGUUCCAAGAACUGUACAGUGCCUUUCACGAGAUGCAAGUGGAAAUAUUAGCAUCCAGUUCCUUGGCACAGUAUACAAAUUACGAAUACUGACCAAACUUGCUGCAGAACUGAGCAAACACAUGCCAGAGAAAGUAGUGGAGGAUACCACAAGCAUCCUGAGAUCACCCAUGCCUGGCACAGUAGUGACAGUUUCUGUAAAGCCUGGAGACAUGGUUGCAGAAGGUCAAGAGAUCUGUGUGAUUGAAGCUAUGAAAAUGCAAAACAGUUUGGUUGCCGCUAAAACUGGCAAGGUGAAAGCCGUGCACUGUAAAGCUGGUGAGACUGUGGGGGAAGGAGAUCUGCUUGUGGAAUUGGAAUGAAACCAUUUCUGUCACAUCUCACAAUUGGACUAGCACCUGGUAUCUCCAUCACAAUUUCAAAUGGAUGUUAACCUAGCAAGGGAACUGUGUGAACUCAAAUGCCGCUGUGUUUGGGUUUGUUUUUUUUAAACAAUCUAUAUUGCACAAGAGGCUAUGGGGCCCUAAGGUUUAGCCUGAACAGGCUUACAUUAAAAUUGUCUCUGGAUCUCAGAUUUCUCUUCUUUAUAAAUAUCUGUACAUAUGAGAUUUGUACUUCACUUCUACAGUUCUACUGGUAUCGAACAAAAAAUUAAAUAAAACUAAACAUUUUGGCAUAAGAA
Messenger RNA from Hemicordylus capensis (graceful crag lizard), 2734 nucleotides. It is a transcript of the gene PCCA, whose product is annotated as propionyl-CoA carboxylase subunit alpha. Gene Ontology annotation, molecular function: propionyl-CoA carboxylase activity; metal ion binding; ATP binding. NCBI's taxonomy places the organism in Eukaryota, Metazoa, Chordata, Lepidosauria, Squamata, Cordylidae. The transcript is spliced from 24 exons. Bases 237 to 2414 code for a protein of 725 amino acids. Gene Ontology annotation, cellular component: mitochondrion. The record is from RefSeq and is a predicted model, not a curated record.